Messenger RNA from Colletotrichum godetiae, 222 nucleotides. RefSeq lists its product as uncharacterized. The annotation marks the transcript as partial. The transcript has a single exon. The record is from RefSeq and is a predicted model, not a curated record. Lineage: Eukaryota; Fungi; Ascomycota; Sordariomycetes; Glomerellales; Glomerellaceae.
UCAACCAGCCCUAGCAACGGCAUUACCACUCCCCGGCCUACCCAGCCGGGAAUGGUUGGUAACUGUGAUCGGUUCUACUUCGUCGAGGUGGACGAUUCUUGCGCCAGUAUUGCGUCGAAGCACGGUAUCUCGCCCAUCCAGUUCAUCACCUGGAACCCCAAUGUUGACGGUGCCAGCUGCUCAGGCCUUCGGGCCAACGCCUGCAUAUGCGUCCGAGUUAUC